AUGGCCAUUGCCCCCAUCACCGGAAAGCUCAGAAAGCGUUUGUGGCUCGAUGUUGGCUGCGCAUUCGGCCUCGGUGUCUCUGCCGCAUAUGCCUAUUGGUAUGGAUACCACUUGAAAGCUCUGGAACACCAGGAGCAAUUCUACGUCAAACUCGAGCGGGAGAGGGCAGCUGCUAGGCAAUAG
This is a messenger RNA of Pleurotus ostreatus (oyster mushroom), 183 nucleotides long. RefSeq lists its product as uncharacterized. Lineage: Eukaryota; Fungi; Basidiomycota; Agaricomycetes; Agaricales; Pleurotaceae. The transcript has 3 exons. Gene Ontology annotation, biological process: mitochondrial electron transport, cytochrome c to oxygen. The record is from RefSeq and is a predicted model, not a curated record. Bases 1 to 183 code for a protein of 60 amino acids.